Molecule: messenger RNA, 1365 nt
Organism: Emericellopsis cladophorae
Lineage: Eukaryota; Fungi; Ascomycota; Sordariomycetes; Hypocreales; Bionectriaceae
Exons: 1
Coding region: 1-1365 (454 amino acids)
Molecular function (GO): zinc ion binding
Source: RefSeq, a predicted model, not a curated record
AUGUAUUCUCCUACUGCAAAGCUGAACGGGCUCUCGCUUGACGCUAUGCCACCAGUGACUCGUUCCAUGUCGCGGCUACAAGGUGACAACUCGCCGCCCACUAUUGUCGACUAUGAAUCAAGUCUCGAAAGUGAAGACUGCGAGUCAGACUGGUCCGAGACGGACGAAGAUUCAUUGACCAUCAAGUCACCCGCACGAGUCAUCUAUCGCCUCGACAACCUACCACAAGGGCAAAGGGACGUGGUCCGCGACACCUUCAACUGUCCCCCUCAGAUGUCUCUACAACGCUGCCGCCACGUGGACAACACAUACGCUUUCCAAAUGACAGAGCUUGUAAAUCGCUCCAUACGGCUGCAUAGGGACGGAGAGCGGACCAGACUUGUCUGCUCAUGCGCGGCCGACGUCAACGAGACCACUGCUUGUUCGCACAUCCUCUGGCUGCUUGACCAGAUACUUGACCAGACACUAUACGACCACGACCGACGCGAACCCGUGUGUCUGAACCAACGGGGAUUCGCCGAUGAGAUGGGCGACCCCUUUGAGCGCAUCAGCAAGCAUCACAUCGACAUUCUCGCUGCCGACCUGCACUGCCCCCUUAUACGCGAAGACGCAGAUUCUAGAAUCGACUCAGCUCGAACCCUCGAGGCUCGGGAGCUACUCGCCUCGAUACACGCGGAAGAUCCAGACACAUUCCGACGAGAUAUCUUCGAUAGUCCCAGCCAGGGCACGAAAGUCAUCAAGCGUCACGACAUUGACUGCACCGUUUUCAGAAUGUUGCUCGACAAUAAUCACUUUUUUCAGUAUUUUCGGUCCCUCAGCCGGCCAGGAGAUCCCAUCAGAGACGUCUUCCGGAAGUUAUCGCAACGAGUCGACCGAGUGUUGCACCAGCUCGACGCUGGCGGGAUGGACGGUUCCAAAACCACAGAAUGGGCAACACAUCAUAUAAGAGGCUGCGUGUCCUCUAUUCGGUGUGCUGUAUUCGACCGUGACCAGCCGCUGCCCUUCUCAGAGGCACACGCAGCCGCAGCCGCGCUCGUCCAUAUCCUGUCAGCCGUUGUCACUCGCCAUCCGCGCGCAUCGAUUCAUGUAUCUGGACAAGAUCGAAACCUGUACAUGACUCUAGUUGGGGAAAGGGAUAUCGACUUCGUCGUGGGUGUGUUGGGCUUACUGCCUGAAGCGGCAUGUCACUUCCUGUACGACCUCGAAGCGCUGCUCGAGCAGGUCGAAACGCAUGGCGCCCCGGUGUCGUACGUUACCAAGUUUCGGACGCUCAUUGCGAGCCUACGGGGUCUCAAACCGGAGAGUAGACCGAAGAGAGCAAAUGAAGUUACGGCGUCGGGCCGGCGGAGCAAGCGAAUGAAGUAA